Hydractinia symbiolongicarpus is the source of this 14694-nucleotide messenger RNA. Its product is annotated as cubilin-like. Lineage: Eukaryota; Metazoa; Cnidaria; Hydrozoa; Anthoathecata; Hydractiniidae. The transcript has 43 exons. The coding region runs from base 138 to 13604 and encodes 4488 amino acids. The record is from RefSeq and is a predicted model, not a curated record.
GAGAUGUUUCUUCUCCGUUGAUCAAUAAGAUUUUGAUUUCCUUACGGUGUUGCCAUGCACUAGAAAGACUGUAUUCUUAUUCAUGAUGCAUUCAUAACAACAAAUAUAAAAGGGGCGAGCUUGCAAAUAAGUUGAGAAUGAUGGCGUGUGUAUUCCUUACACGAUUGACUACUGUUAGUUUAAUUUUAUCUCAAUCCAUCAUUUUUCAACGUAACGGUAAAGUAGAAGCUGUAAUCACAGAAGAAAGUGGAUUCUGCAACAAGAUUUUUGCUGGCGCUGGUGGACAAAUUUUAAGUCCAGACUAUCCAGAAGAAUAUCCAGAUAAUUUAGGAUGCACUUGGGUUAUCAAAACUGAUGUAAACUUUAGAAUUAAGAUAACAUUUGAAGAGUUUCAACUCGAAGGUGCAGCAAAAUGCCUCGAUAAAUUAGUUGUAAACGAUGGAAUUCAGCAGAAUUCUCCACGUUUAGGUACCUUUUGCGGCACAGAGGCAAAGAAUAAAUAUUUAACAUCGUCUGGCAAUCAAAUGUUUAUGCAGUUUAUCACAGAUGCGAGCAUCGGAAAAAAAGGAAUAAAAAUAUUUUGGGAAGCUAUUCCAAAAGUUGCACUGACUACUCCUUCAGAAUCGGCUUUCAAAGAUCCUUGGAAAGGGAUGUCUGCCCCCAAACAAAUCAUAGAUUUUGAUUCAGGGUUAGCAAAUGGAACAGUCUGGGCUCUUGAUAAUAAUUAUGACAUCUUUUAUUUUGAUGGUAAAAACUGGGAUAUUCAGGGUGGCAAGUUAAAAUCAAUAUCUGUUGGUGAAUCUGGUAUCUUUGGACUUAAUCCAUCCAACAAUUCAAUUUAUUGGAGAGCGGGUGCAAGUUUUAGCAAUCCUGCUGGUGUGAAAUGGCAGAUGAUAUCAAAAAAUGCAAAAAAUAUCCAAAAAAUAGAAUCAGGAAACUCAGGUUAUAUUUAUGGAUUGGAUUCAAGCAAUGCAUUAUAUUAUACUCACAUACGUAAUAUCAAUCAAUUGGAUGAGAAUUGGCAGCUUAUGAAAACUGAUUUAAAAAAUGGUGGAACAAUGUCUGGCACGAUCAAAGAUAUAUCUUGUGGUUACUUUUCAUGUUGGGUUGUAAUGACGUCAGGAAUUAUUUAUGGAAUGAAGACUCCUUGGAAUCCUGAAAAAGCCAAAUGGACUAAAGACUCUGGUAACUAUGAGCAAAUAGUAUCUGGCUUCGGUGAUAAUAUCUGGACCCAAAAUUCCAAUGGAGAAAUAUUUCGAAAAAAAUUUGUGAGCAGUUUACGUCCUUUGGGGGCAGAAUGGAAAAAGCAAUCAGAAACAUUGUUUACAAAAAUAAAAGCUGGUUUUACUGGUGUUUUUGGGUUAACAAAAGAUGGCGAUCUUGCUUUUUAUAAAGAUGCUGUAUGUGGAAGAGUUCUUGAUGAAACUAGUGGUUCAGUUAAAAGUCCCAAUUACCCAUCCAAUUAUCCUCCAAACAAAUAUUGUCUUUGGGUCAUAAAACCCACUAAAAGUAACACAAUUAAUUUAAAUUUUCGAAGUCCAUUUGAAGUUAAAGAUAUUCCUUCAUGUGGAGACUACAUUACAACUUCAUACCCAGGAAUUAAAGAACCAAUUUUAGAAUGUGGGUCAACUGUAACAGAUAAAACAAUUGAUUCAGAUCAAGUUUGGAUUGAGUUUGUAUCGAAUGACAAUGAAGAGGCUGCAGGGUUUUCACUUGAUUAUGAUGCAUUUUAUCAAACUACAACUCCUAACCCACAAGUAUCAACAUCCACUACUCCUAUACCAUCUGACUGGUAUAUCAUUGUUCCUCAGACAUACUUUGGUAGAGAUGUUACUAUUAAGAAUAUAUUGCCAUCAGAUGAAAAUUCAGUAUACAUGCUUAGCACAGAUAACCGUGUGUUUUUCAGAACACCUUCUGGAACAUUAGAAUAUACAGGAAGACCAAUCAAAGCGUUAGCAGCGAGUCCAAAUGGUGUAUGGGCAUUAGAUACAGAUAACAAUCUUUUAUGGCGACAUAUUAAAAAUUAUUGGGUAGAAUUGAAGAAAAGUACUCCAUACGUUGAUGUUUUUGCUGGACCUAAUGGAAUCAUUUUAGUGCGUGAUGCUACUGGUAGUUUAUCAUACUGCGUCACAACAUCUGGAAAGACAGAUUGUAAAGAAAUACAAAAGUUGAAAAAUGUUGCAACAGUUACAUCAACCAAAAAAGGAUUUUGGGUUGUUGAUGACAACAGCCAAACAUAUUUUGUUGAUGUUAGGAAACAGCGUGAUUCUGCAGACUUUGUGUUUAAUGUAGAACCUGUCCCAACUUCUUUAAAAGACAUAGCUACAACCAGCACUGGGGAUGUCUGGGGCUUGCUACCUAAUGGAAGUUUAGUAUACCGUAAAGGUGUGACUGCGUUUAACCCUAGUGGUUUACCAUUGCAAUGGAAAGUUAUUAAUAUUGAGGGUGAUGAGUUAUAUCAUGGAUAUGAUAAUAUUUUUGUUAAAACGAAAGACGGAAAGGUGAUAACCCAACGAGAUAUAAGGAAGACACAAUCCAUCCCAGAUGGAUGGAAACAGCUAAAAACGUCUGUUAAUAAACCCUAUAAAGUUGAUUCUUAUCCAAAGGGUGAACGAUUAGAAGUAUGGGUACUAGGUGGUAACAAUGGAAAUAAGCCCUAUGCUGGUAUUUACAAUGGAGGAGAUAAUAUGGAAGUGAAGUUUGAGUUAAAAGGGAAUGUUAAACUUUCUGAUUUAUCCAUUGGAGAGUCUGGUGUAUGGGCAAUAGAUCUUGAUGGGCGAGCUAGAUAUUACGAUGAAACGACCAAAGAUUGGAUGGUGAUACCUAAAGAUGAUCGUGUGUGGAAGUCUAUUGAAUCUGCAUCUCCAUAUGGUACUGUGUUUGCCAUUGACAGUGCAACAAAUGAAUUAUACUUUCGUGAUGGUAUAGCACAGGGUAAUAGUUUAGGCAAUGAAUGGGUUGGAACUGGAGUGAACACUCUACAGAUUUCUAGUGGUCCAUACAUUACAUAUGCUGUCCUGGAUGAUGGUCAGUUAAGAUCUUUUAGUAUGCCUCCGAGUAAAUCAAAUCUUAAAACAUGGAUUAGUUCGUGGAAAAUCACUGAUAAGAACAUUGAAAACAAACUUUCAGUAGGUUUUGAUAGCUCCUUAGUAUAUCUUAAUUCUGAUAAUUUUUUGGUGCAACGUAAUCCACUGACAUUAAAUCAUGAAGAAGAUGACUCAAAAUGGAUAUGGCAAAUCAAUAAUAUCACACUGACUGAUGUUUCUGCCGGUCCCAUCAUUAUUGGAAUCUCUGCAGAUGAUCUUGUCAUUAAACCAGUUACAUCAUGCUACGGAUUUUACAAUAAAAUCACGGAAAAAACGCAUGCAAGAGCAAAAUUAAAUGGAAUAACACAUUGCACAUGGCUUGCAACAUCCGAAGCUGCAUCAUUUGAAGUUGAAGUUGAUGACAGAUAUAUGCCCAAAUCUGAUGAAUGUCUAAAAGGUUUCUUGUAUUAUUCAAGUAACCACCAAACUCCUUUGUUGGGUACCAUGGAGCAACAUUGUACAGAUACUGAAUUUGAAAAGAUUGUUAAUGGAAACCGUGUUUUUUAUCAAUUUUAUAACAGUAAUCCUUUAGCUAGUGAUGAAGUGAGCUUAGAGUUUAUACCAAAAGGAAAAAAAGUUGCAGGCUGCGGCGGAAAGGAAACUGGUGUAUCAGGUGUAAUAACAAGCCCUAACUACCCUGAGAAUUACAGGCAAAAUGCAGACUGUGAAUGGAUAAUAACUGUUGAGGAAGGAAAACAAAUUGAACUGACUGUGAAAGAUCUCGAUAUAGAAGUUGAUAAGAAUUGCAAGUAUGAUUUCCUAAACAUCGCAGAUGAAUCAACUAACAAACAACUUGCACAUUAUUGUGCAAAGUUACAAAAUGUUGUCCUCAAAAGUAGUGGCAAUAGCCUGAGAUUGCAUUUUAAAUCAGAUAGUUCCAAUGAAAGAAAAGGUUUUCAUAUUCUUUGGCAGGUUAUUGGAAACAGCACUGCAUCAUCGACAACAACAACAACAUCAAAGCCAAUUGUUACAACACCAUUUUCAGGUUGUGGUGGUAGUUUAACUGGCAACCAGGGUUCGCUUACAUCUCCAAACUGGCCAUCAAACUAUGAAAAUUCAUUAAAUUGUGAAUGGCUUAUAACAGCUGGUCCAGGAAAGAAAAUGAAAUUUAGGCUUAUAGAUAGUGACAUUGAACUAGAUAAUGGCUGUUUGUAUGAUUACCUUGAGGUUUUUGAUGGCGUACAAAGGGAUGCUAAACCUCUUGACAGAUUUUGUGGCAUCAAGAAGGACAUUACAAAAGAAGGAAGCAGUAACACAUUACGUGUUGUGUUCCGCUCUGAUUCAGUGGCAAAUAAAAAAGGGUUUAUUGCGGAAUGGAAAACGUCUGACGACAAUGUCUCUCCCAAUCUUCCUGAUGGAUGGAAAGUAUAUGUUCCAACAAGACCAGAAAUAAUAGACUCCAUAACAUCAAAUCCCUCAGGAAUUGUAUGGUUCAUAAAUAGAUUAAACGAAAAUCCUUAUGUUAUCAAUUCUCCCAGUGAUAUCAAAUUUAUAAGCGAUAAAAAAUUUCAUCAACUUUCUCUUGGACGUAAUGGUGCAUGGGCUGUAACUAAUGCAGAUCGCAAAGUAUUGUUCAUGGAUGCUGCAUCAAUAACAGAUCAAAAAACAGAAAACUGGAAAGAAGUAUCCACUCCUAGCGGGUUAAGAAACUCAAAACUUGUGUCAACAAUACUGAAUGUUUAUCUGAUUACAGAUAAUGGUGAAAUAUAUUUACAAGAUGGCAUUGGUAAACAAACUCCUUCUGGAACUCAAUGGCUGCCAUUUAAUCAAGGCAAAGACGUUGCUGAAAAUGCAUAUGGAGUUUAUGUUUUGAACGACAAUGGAGAACUUUACUUUAAGCCAUAUGGUGGAGACCAGUUUCGAAAAAUCAGUUCACCACCCUCUACCAAACCCAUCAAUAAAAUAUUUUCUGGAUUUGGUGGUACUAUGUUUGCUUUGGUUGGGGAUGAGUUGUUUGAAAGAAAAGGCAUUAACUUUAAUAACAAAUAUGGCACAAGAUGGCAGUCAACAGGGCUUAAAAAUGUGAAGGAUGUUACUGUGAAUAAUAAAGAAAUAUUAACUGUACUCAAUAACAAUGAAAUUGUGAGAUUGGAAGAUGCCGUAUGUGGAGGUGUACUGACAAGCCAAACAGGCUACAUCAGAUACCCCGAGUUCGAUGCUGGCUAUAAAGAAAAUAAACACUGCUUAUGGAUGAUUCAUGUUCCUGAAGCGAAACAACUUCGUAUUCGCCAAGUUCGAUUUAAUUUGGAAAGUACUGUGGGAUGUCAGAAAGACCGCGUUUCUAUAUUCUCAUACACCGGUAAUGGAGAGAAAUAUAAAUUAGAGAAAGUUAUUUGUGGCACAACAGGUCUGGAGGAAGUACUUUCUGUGGAUAAUAACAAAGUAUUUAUUGAAUUCAUCUCUGAUGAAAACAUCAACGCAAGAGGAUUUGCCAUCUCUUAUGCAUCAUACAAGGAUCCAGGAAAAGUUUCAACAACAGCAUCAACAACAACCACAGUAGUGAAAAAAGAAUGUGGCGGCACUUUCACUGCAUUAUCUGGGUUUAUUGCUUCACCAAACUACCCCAAAAACUACGAGAAUAACUUAUUAUGUAAUUACAAGAUACGAUUACCCGAGGGAAAAACCAUAGCAUUAUCCUUUCUUAAAUUUGAGCUGGAACCAGAUAAUUCUUGCCGAUAUGACUCAGUAAAAAUAUACGAAGUCAAUAAAAAUGGUGCGAAAGAACUUCAGGACACACAUUGUGGCGCGGCUGAUAUACCUGAUUAUGUGUCUAAGGGGAAUGCAAUUGACAUAGUGUUGAAAACUGAUGGUUCUACAUCAAGAGAAGGCUUCAGCAUACGGUAUAUAGAUUCUGAGAACUCUGGAAAAACUACUCCAAAGACAGAUUCUUUAUAUCCACCUGGUUGGAUAGAAAUAUCACCUACCGCUAAAACCUAUUUGAGCCUUGAUGCAAGUGUGGAAUCGCCAGAAGUUUGGGCAACCGAUUUAGAGGGUACUCCUCAGUAUUAUGAUUCAGAAAAGAAGGGAUGGGUUAAAGUUGAUAAACCGUCACAAAGUCUGCAACUUGCUGUUGGAAAAUAUGCUGUGUAUGCUGUUGACAAAAACAAUGACUUAUUCAUACGGUUUGAUGUGAGUCCAUCAAAUGUUGGUGGACAGUACUGGGGAAGAGUUCAUGCUAAUACAAAAAAAUUAGCUGAUAUCGAUUAUGGUGCCAAUGGAGAAAUAGUUGCUGUAACUACUGAUGGUGAGGUAGUCAGUCGUCUGGGCAUAUCUAGUAAUAAUCCUAUUGGAACUUCAUGGAAAACGUUGACAACAGGCUUUAAAUCAAUUUCAGUUGGAACAUAUGGCUAUUGGCUGCUCAACGACAAAGACGAAGUCUAUUUUGCAUCAUAUAUCCCAAGUUCAACGAUAUACAAUAAGUUGAAUGUUGUCCGUAUCAAUGGUAAAUUUAAAAAGGUUGUUGCUGGAUUUGGUGGUAAUGUUUGGGCUAUAGAUCGUGAUAAUAAGGUGUACAGAAGAGAAAAAGUGAACUUCUUAAAUCCAUCCGGUAUUCAAUGGGAGAAGAUUCAACAUGAUGGAAAGGAUCUUUUGUUGUUUGAAAUAAGCGCAGGCUAUGAUGCAUUCUAUGGAAUUACCCCUACUGGAAGAAUUUUACGAUACUCAGAUAGUUAUUGUGGUGGUAUAUUCACAUCCAAGGAAGGUACUAUAAAAUCUCCUUCAUUUCCAUUAUUCUACAAACCUCACAGCAACUGUUUGUAUAUUAUCUCUACCCCUGAUUAUGACCAACUCACAGUAAAAUUUUCAACUUUUGAUAUUGAGAAAUCUGAAAAUUGUUACAAGGAUUAUAUAUUACCUCCCUUGGAUGGUAAAUUCCCUUCAAAAUAUGGUGUUAAAAGAAGAUGUGGUGAUCAAAUGCACCCGAUGAUAUUUAAAGAUCGUGCUUGGAUAGAGUUUUUCUCCGAUGAUAGCGUGCAAAGGCAGGGAUUUGUUGCACAGUGGAAAGCAGAAAAAGUUGUCAGGACUACGACAACGACAACAACAACAACACCAAAACCUGUUAUUACGACACCAUAUGUUACAACUACACCAGCUGAUAGAUUUUACAGAAAAUGCGGAGGUUCAUUGUCUGGCACAGAGGGGACAAUAGUUCAUCCUAAUUACCCAAGACAGUACCAAAAUGGUAGAGAUUGUACGUACGUUAUUACUGCCGCGCCCAAUUAUAAAAUACGAGUAACGUUUGAGGAAGUGGAUUUGGAAAGGUCAGACCGUUGCAACUAUGAUUAUUUCGAAGUAAAAGACAGCCUGAAUAAUCAACGAAAGCGAUAUUGCGACCCUAAUGGAUAUGAUGAUUUUGUAUCAAGUUCACGUAGCCUUUUAAUGCGAUUUUAUACUGAUGAAUCUGGGAGAGGGAAAGGUUUUAAAGUGCGAUGGAGAGCGGUACCAGAGAAUAAUGUUGACACUACAACUACUGCUACAACCAUUGCAUUUUCCACUACCCAAUCAACUAAAAUCACAACUCCAUCUAAGAGAACAAUCGUGACGACGACAUCAACAAAAAGAGAAUGUGAGGAAGUAUAUCGAAGCUACAGUGGUUACAUGUACCAUCCAAGUUAUCCAAGGCCUUACAAAAAUAACAUCAAUUGUUUAUGGACAGUACAAGCACCAGAAAAGCAUCGGGUUCGACUUGAAUUUAAGUUUUUUAAAGUGGAGUAUGCUUUUGGUUGUCAAAAUGAUUAUGUUGCGAUAUAUGAUGGUCCAGAUGACAACUCACCAUUGAUUAGUCGAUCGUGUGGACACGAUUUACCAGAUUCUGUUGAAUCCACUGGAAAUACUAUUUCUGUUGUGAUGAAAACAAACGAUGAAGUUACAGACCAAGGAGCUGUGAUCUUAUACAAAAGAAUUGAAGAAGGCCAGUUGAUUUCCACAACACCUGCACCAGACAAAAAAUGCAAAUAUGAUGUCACAGGAAAAAGUGGAACAGUUACUCAUCCAAAUUAUCCUUCCAAAUACUCAGUUGAUAUUGACUGUUUUUGGACAAUCACUGUUAAUGAGAAUGCUAAAAUCCAACUUAAAUUUGAAGAAUUUGAACUGGAGAGUUCUGCAAGUUGCAGUUAUGAUUUCCUUAAAGUCCGUGAUGGUAGUACUGUUAAUGCAAAGGAGCUUGGUAAAUUUUGUGGAAGUAACAUUCCUGCUGCGAUCACGUCAUCUGGAAAUAAGAUAUUUCUCCGAUUCAGAUCAGAUGAUAGGCAAACUAGACGUGGCUUCAAGCUGACAUGGAAGGAGAUUGGUGGUCCAACAACAAAACCAACAACAACUACUCCAAAACCUUGUGUAAAAUACUUCACAACAUCAAAUGGUGAAAUAACCAGUCCAAAUUAUCCAAAUAAUUAUGACACUAACACCAAUUGUCAUUAUUACAUAACUGUUCCAGAAAACGAAAAGAUUCUUCUUACAUUCAAUGAAAUGGAUAUAGAGAACAGUCCAAGUUGUAAUUAUGACUUUAUAAGAGUUCGAGAUGGUGGCGAUGACACUGUUCCUAUACUUGGCAAAUAUUGUGGCAAAGUUGCACCUAAUCCAAAAAUGUCAACUGGUAAUAAGUUGUAUAUUCGUUUCCGUUCUGAUGAUCGUCAGACAAGGAAGGGAUUCAGAUUGUCAUGGAAUGCUGUGAAAGAUAUAAAAACAACUGUGACAACAACUAAGAAAACUGCUGAUUGUCGUUUCCAGAUGAAUGGUACUUCUGGUGAAAUUACCCAUCCCAACUAUCCAAAUAAAUACGACCCGAACAAAGAUUGCAAGUGGACCAUCACUGUACCGAAUGGCAAGAUUAUUAAAUUAACAUUUAAAGAAUUUGAAUUGGAGACAGGAGCAAGCUGCAGAUUUGACUAUCUUGAUGUGUAUGAUGGAAAAACACAACUAGACAAGAAAGUUGGUCGUUAUUGUGGCAGUGUUAUACCGCAAGAUCAAUACUCUUCUGAAAAUAACAUGUUUAUACAAUUUUACUCAGAUGAUCGCCAAGUAAGAAAUGGAUUCAAAAUUAAUUGGAGAGCUGUGGAUAAAGAAGUCGAAGAAUGUGGUGGUGUUUACACGCGAACACAGAGUACGAUAACUCAUGCAUCUUACCCUAAUAACUACAAAUCUAAUCAAGAUUGUACAUACACUAUAAAUGCUCCACCAGGAUAUAGAAUCGUGUUAUAUUUCCAAAGAUUUGGUUUGGAAAGAUCAACAAAUUGCGGAAAUGAUUAUCUUCUCAUCACUGAAGGAGCUGACAAUGAAAAAAGAACAAUUGGAAAAUAUUGUGGCUUCACUUCUCCACCUACUGUACGUAGCGAUAAAGGUGUUUUAACUUUAAGAUUUAAAAGUAAUGCUGAUAAAAAUGAUCAAGGAUUUAAAACAACCUACUUCUUUGAGUUGAUACGAGAUACAAAAACGACAACAACCGCUACUACAUCAACAACGAAAAUCACUACAAAGGAAACUACAGUAGUAACAACGCCUACGAAAACUACUCAUGAAGGAGGAAAAUGCGAAUAUACAAUCAGUGGAAAGAGUGGAGAGAUCACACAUCCAAACUAUCCAAACAAGUAUGCAGCAAAUAAAGAUUGUCGCUGGGUUAUUACAGCUCCACGUGACAAACUUGUUCAACUUUCCUUCAAAGAGUUCAACCUGGAAACAAGCUUAAGAUGCACGUAUGAUUUUCUUGACAUCUACGAUGGAGGCGCUUUAGGGGGCAAGAAAAUUGGUCAUUUUUGUGGCCAGAGUUUACCAGCGCCCAAAGUUUCAUCUGGGAACAAGAUUUUAAUAAGAUUUUAUUCAGAUGAUCGAGAAGUUCGAGAUGGUUUUAAAAUUUCCUGGAAAGCUGUUGACAAAACGAAACAAGAAUGUGGAGGAGUGUACACAUCCAGACAAGCAACAAUAACACAUUCUGCAUAUCCCACCAACUACAAAUCCAAUCAAGAUUGUACAUACACUAUAAAUGCUCCACCAGGAUAUAGAAUCGUGUUAUACUUUCAAAGAUUUGGUUUGGAAAGAUCAACAAAUUGCGGAAAUGAUUAUCUUCUUAUCACUGAAGGAGCUGAUAAUGAAAAAAGAACAAUUGGGAAAUAUUGUGGCUUCACUUCACCACCUACUGUACGUAGCGAUAAAGGUGUUCUAACUUUAAGAUUUAAAAGCAAUGCUGAUAGAAAUGAUCAAGGAUUUAAAACAACCUACUUCUUUGAGUUGAUACGAGAUACAAAAACGACAACAACCGCUACUACAUCAACAACGAAAAUCACUACAAAGGAAACUACAGUAGUAACAACGCCUACUAAAACUACUCCUGCAGAAUGCGAAUAUACAAUCAGUGGAAAGAGUGGAGAGAUCACACAUCCAAACUAUCCAAACAAGUAUGCAGCAAAUAAAGAUUGUCGCUGGGUUAUUACAGCUCCACGUGACAAACUUGUUCAACUUUCUUUCAAAGAAUUCAACCUGGAAACAAGCUUAAGAUGCACGUAUGAUUUUCUUGACAUCUACGAUGGAGGCGCUUUAGGGGACAAGAAGAUUGGUCAUUUUUGUGGUCAGAGUUUACCAGCGCCCAAAGUUUCAUCUGGGAACAAGAUUUUAAUAAGAUUCUAUUCAGACGAUCGAGAAGUUCGAGAUGGUUUCAAAAUAUCUUGGAAAGCUGUGGAUAAAACGAAGCAAGAAUGUGGAGGAGUCUACACAUCCAGACAAGCAACCAUAACACAUUUUGCAUAUCCCAACAAUUACCAAUCCAAUCAAGAUUGUACAUACACUAUUAAUGCUCCACCAGGAUAUAGAAUCGUGUUAUACUUCCAAAGAUUUGGUUUGGAAAGAUCAACAAAUUGUAGAAAUGAUUAUCUUCUCAUCACUGAAGGAGCUGACAAUGAAAAAAGAGCAAUUGGAAAAUAUUGUGGCUUCACUUCACCACCUACUUUACGUAGCGACAAAGGUGUUCUAACUUUAAGAUUUAAAAGUAAUGCUGAUAGAAAUGAUCAAGGAUUUAAGACAACCUACUUCUUUGAGUUGAUACGAGAUACAAAAACAACAACAACAACCGCAACAACAUUAAAGACUUCUACGACAAGAAAAACAUCAGUAACUAAUUCACCUGCACACCGAAGUUAUCAACAUCUAUCAAUGGAUACUGGAGAUUUUUCUCAUCCAGGUUACCCGGCAAAAUACAGAAACAACGUAGAUAGUACGUGGGAGAUUUCAGCAGAACCUGGUAAAACAAUCUUAUUACGUUUCAAUGCGUUUGCUCUCCAACCUGAUUCGAACUGUCAAUACGAUUAUGUGAAAGUUUAUGAUGGUGACGAAUUAACUGGACAACUGAUUGGAAAGUAUUGUAAUGCUAAACCAGGUGUAAUAAGAUCAACUGACAACACAUUGACUGUUGUGUUUCAUUCAGACGGUAGUGUUGUUGACACUGGCUUUUCAGCGUCAUGGUCGACCUCACAGAAAAAUCCUCCAGAAUUUGAUAUAUGUGAUAUAUCCAAACUCAACUUCGAUGGUUCACCGAUCAAAUUUUAUUCGCCAGGAUAUAAAAAUAAACAAAAUUAUCCGUCUGGUAAACGGUGUGUUUUGCAGCUCUCCACUGUUCCGGAUACCAUCUUUAAAAUAAAUCUGUUAGAUUUUGACAUGCAGUCACGUGACAAUAAGAAAUGUAGAGAUUUUUUAAAAAUUAUGGACGGAGAGAGAGAAACUUCGAGAGAAAUUGCUACAUUAUGUGGAAAAGAAAUGCACAAGAAUCCACUGCAUACCACCGGAAACAGGUUGUACAUGGAAUUUAAAUCGGAUGAAAAUGUUGAAGACACUGGAUUCCAAUUUGAACUAUCAACGGUUAAAAAUCGUACGAAUAUCGAUAAGAAUUACGCGCAGUCCAAUCAAUGCGGAGGACGUAUUUACGGUCACAGUGGAAAAGUUUUAAAUCCUGAAGUCGUAUCAACAUCAACUGAUUUUAUUUCUUGCGCCUGGAUAAUCGAGACACAACCUUCAUCCCGAAUGCAAGUUUCUUUCUCACAACUUGAUCUACCUGGCGACUGUAAGACGUCCUAUAUUCUCAUCAGAGAUGGAGAACACUCUGACUCGCCUGUGAUUGGUCGAUAUUGCGGCUUUCACACGGAUGUUGGCUUUUUCACCAAAUCCAAUAAGAUGUGGGUCGAGUAUAAGACACCGAAGAAUGACAUUGGUCGAUUUGUUUUGUACUGGUUUAAUAUUCCAUUUGGAGAUGAUAGCAGAUGUGGUGGAAGUGUUAGUGGAGAGAAGGGCCAUUUGACCAUCCCAGCAUCAGCUAGCUCAAACCGUAAUACAUUCUGCUUGUGGAACAUCAUGGUACCACGCUAUCAAAAGAUUUCAUUAAGAAUAGAAGACAUGCAACUGGGAGAGAACUGUGAGGACAAUUACGUUUUGGUCCGAGACGGUAUGACCUCAGAAGCGAAAAGUCUUGGGAAGUUUUGCACGCAGCAGCGUGACGUAGUUAUAACAUCAGUUGGAAACUCAAUGUGGGUGGAGAUGAGGUCUUCAUGCGCAACUAGUAAGUCCUUCAGAGCGUACUGGAGUGCGGUUGCAUCGGGUGAAUUUCCGGAUGACAAUAAACCGGUGCGAAAUAAAGCACCGGGUGUGGUGGUUGAUAACAAAAGAGUUGUGAGCGGAGCGGGUGUUCAUGCCACUCCAACUAAGGCUACGACAGCUGCACCAGCAACGGUAAUCACGAAAAAUUCACAAUCGACACCAAAUAUUGAAAAUGCUGCUGGUCCUAUUAAUAUUACCGGACUAACCGGGAUGAUUCAAUCUCCACUUUUCCCGGAAAAGUAUCCACACGAUCGGACAAAGGUUUGGAUAAUCCGCGGACCGAGAGCCGGCAAAAUUCGCAUUCAUUUUAUGCACUUUGAUUUGGAGUACCAUAAUGAAUGCCGGUAUGACUUUGUCGAGGUACGGGAUGGGAACGACGCUAACGCGGAAAGUGUUGGACGAUUUUGCGGUAAAACGUUGCCUGCUUCAUUCGAAUCUAGUGGAAACGGAUUAUGGGUGAAGUUCCGAUCGGAUUCUUCAUCUCACGCGUCUGGAUUCAUGGCUAAGUGGAGUUGGGUGGAGUCCAGUAAAAACAAAAACACUGACUCUGAAAUAGUUACGAACGAAAAAAAGGAUACUGGUGAAGCUUCCUGCGGAGGAGUGUUUACUAAACAAACCGGACAAAUCAACUCUCCGUUGUAUCCGAAUACAUAUCCUUCAAAUGUAGAUUGUGUUUAUGUCAUUAAGCCGCCAAAAGCAAAGAAAAUUCGAUUAGAAUUUAUCUCAUUUGAUCUUGAAGCAGAUUCUAAAUGCAGAUUUGAUUAUUUGCUGAUAAGAGCUGGAAGCUCAGCUGGGGGUAAAAAGCUUGCUCGUCGCUGCAAAAGCAUCCUUCCGCAACCUUAUGUAUCAGAUCGAGGCGCGUUUUGGAUUCGCUUUAAGACCGACAGUACGACAAGCCGCACUGGUUUUUCAGCAACAUGGAGAGUGAUAGAUGAAAACGCACCAUAACUGCGUCCGAACCAACUUCACAGCGAUAGGUCCAAAUAUUUAUUUUGUAUGUAUAGUAGAAGCUUUUUUCCGUAUAGUAAAGCUAGAUGUAGUUUUAAAGGGUACGGUUUAUUUUGUAAGCAUUUUACCGUUAUGUCCCUUUAUUUCGCUGACUGAUUUUAUAUACCGCCCCUUAUUGGCGUUAUCUCUUCAUACUUUGAUGGUUAAACUCUCAUAUACUAUUAUCGCCUACACCUUGACAUAUAAAUUAACGCCAUUUUAAGGCAUCGAUAGAACAAACUAGGCAUGGCAAAUGCGAGAUAAUUUAUCAAAAAGUUUAGUCUAAAAAUUGUUAAAAAAUUAAGACUAUCGCUCAAGUUUUGGAAUUUUUGAUACAGCAUUAUUUUUUUUUUUAUUGAAACACAAAAUAAGAACAUUGGUUGAAUGAUGUGAUCCCAAAAAUAUUUAGGCUCGAAUCGAAUUUUUGAAGUUCUUAUAAAAAGCCAUGACAAUUAGUCUAAUUAUUUCGACGUACGUAUGGAAAUUAUCGUCAUGGCAACACGCUGGUCUUCAAUGUAUAAUGAAUGCUCUUUUUUACCCCCUUAUUUUUAUCAGCAAGCAUGUGUAGUUCAUAUAUAAAAAGGAACAAAUUUAUACAAACAUUUUUAAAAUUUUGUAGCUAUUACAGUAUUCUUUGCACGACUGUUAUUUUACUAUAUUCUUUACAAUUUCGUUCCCAGGGUUUCUUUUUUGCUCUGAUUCCAAGAUUGCAAUUUUUAGAAAUUUAUUUUUUAAUUUUUAUUUUUUCAUGUAUUUAUUCACUCUGUUUACUAUCUGAGUAUUAUAACAGUGUAAACGUACCCUUACAGCAAAUUGUAUUAAGGUUGAGUUUCCACUACAAACUUUUUAAAAGUCGUUCCUAUUAUUUCGGUGUGCUCCAAGAACGCACAUUUAUUGGAGAAGAAUUAUAUUUAUGUAGCUAACUUUUCCGUUGUAAUCUAGGUUAUUUUGAAAUUUAAACAAAUUUCUUGGACUAUUUUUCUUUUGUGUAUCUUUAGAUGUUAAAAUGCGUAAUUGUUAAUUUGCAAAAGUUUAAGGACGCAAAAUCUUA